Molecule: messenger RNA, 813 nt
Organism: Aphis gossypii (cotton aphid)
Lineage: Eukaryota; Metazoa; Arthropoda; Insecta; Hemiptera; Aphididae
Exons: 3
Coding region: 229-813 (194 amino acids)
Biological process (GO): DNA integration
Molecular function (GO): nucleic acid binding
Source: RefSeq, a predicted model, not a curated record
UUAGUUUAUUAUGACGAUCCGAAUGAACUAGUAACUAGAUUAAAUCUUCUAACAUCAUCACAAAAUGUUGGUAAUACUGGUGUCAAUAAUGAAAUUAUAUCAAUUUUAGAAGAAUUACGCGAGAGAAAUAUUAUAGUAUAAUGACAAUCUUAACCAGUUUAGCUGAGGAGUUACAUGGACCAGCGAGAAAAAUAUUUCCUAGACGAAGCGUAGUAACACGGUUUAAAGAUGAUCUCUGAUACAUUUACCAAGUAUGUGUGGGUAGAAGCACUAAAAAAUAAAACAGCAAAGGAGUGUACAAAAGGUAUAAUAAAAAUAUUAAAAAAAAAUCAACCAAAAUUAUUACAAACAGAUAACGGAACAGAAUUUUACAAUAAUGAAUUUCAAAGUUCAUGGAAUUGGAUAAAUUCAAUUUUUAAAUUAGUAUAUAAUUAUAAUAAUACAAAACAUUCGACAAUAAAAUGUUCACCACACGAAGCUCGGAUCAACCCGGUUACAAUUAAAAGAAAAACAUUACAAAUUAAUACAUCAAAUAAACUUAAAUUUAAAAUUAAUGACAAAGUAAGAAUAUCUAAGUAUAAACAUAAUUUCAGUAAAGGUUAUACACCAAAUUGGUCAACAGAAGUGUUCACUAUUUCUAAAAUUUUAAAUACAGAUCCAUUAACUUAUCAACUAAAAGAUAGUUCAAAUAAUAUAAUAUUAGGCUGUUUUUAUACACAAGAAUUAAAAAAAACAUUUUUUCCCGACACCUUUCUCAUUGAACGUAUUAUAAAAAAAAAUAAAAACAAAUUAUAUGUUAAAUGGUUAGGUUAA